AGUACUUUGUGAGCGGGCAGUGCUCGGAGAAGACGGACGUGUAUGCCUUCGGGGUCUUCCUGCUGGAGCUCGUGUCGGGCAAGGACGUCUUAUGUGCUGCUGUUAUGGCUGCGCUCCGCUCUCGCUCCCCCGCUCUCCUCCUCGUCAAGCUCGUGUCGGCAAGUGUCGCUGCUGCUGGUGGAGGGGAAGGCAGAUGUGCUGGUGUAUGCAGAGGUGAAGAAGCCCGAGGGGGCAGUGGACAUGAUUCCCCUCAACAUGUGUCGCGGCUGCUGGUGGAGGGGAAGGCAGACGUGCUGGUGGAUGCAGAGGUGAAGAAGGCCGAGGGGGCAGUGGACAUGGGGCAGGUGGAGAAGAUACUGCAGGUGGCGCUGCUGUGCCUCAAGAACGACCCGGCUGAACGGCCCACUAUGGAGGACGUGGCUAAGAUGGUGGCUGGGAGUGAGCUCACGGAGAAGUGGCAACAGUGGCAGGUGAGGGGCGUGGGGCGAGGGCUGUUUGAGGUGUGUUGUGGAAAGAGCUUGCUGUGUGCGAGGGAUGGGGAGGAAUGA
Messenger RNA from Closterium sp. Naga37s-1, 548 nucleotides. Lineage: Eukaryota; Viridiplantae; Streptophyta; Zygnematophyceae; Desmidiales; Closteriaceae. The record is from the annotation of a GenBank genome assembly.